This is a messenger RNA of Arabidopsis arenosa, 2059 nucleotides long. The record is from the annotation of a GenBank genome assembly. Lineage: Eukaryota; Viridiplantae; Streptophyta; Magnoliopsida; Brassicales; Brassicaceae.
GGCUAAACCCUUUUGCCUUCUCUGCUUUUUCAUCCAAAGUCCAAUUAGCCUCUCUCUCUCUCUCUCCUCGCCGGAGAUCAGCUAGAUUCCUCCGUCACCACCGCAUCUCACCGGAGAUUUUCCUUCCGUCAUUCUGAAAUAAUUCAACUAUUACACCAAUUUUUACUCGGUAGAUACUGUCGAUGGCAACCAUUGUAGCUAAUAAAGAAUUUACGGGAAACCCAAGACGCCAACUCGCUAAGCUCUUUGAGGUGUCUCUUAAAUUAACUGUUCCUGAUGAACCUAAUGUUGAGCCUUUGAUCGAGCCUGGCAAAUUCGGAGAUUACCAAUGUAACAAUGCAAUGGGACUAUGGUCCAUUAUCAAAGGAAAGGGUACGCAGUUCAAGGGUCCUCCCGCUGUUGGACAGGCUCUUAUUAAGAAUCUCCCUAGUUCUGAGAUGGUGGAAUCAUGCUCUAUAGCUGGACCUGGAUUUGUUAAUGUUGUACUAUCAGCUAAGUGGAUAGCUAAGAGUAUUGAAAAUAUGCUUGUUGAUGGAAUUGAUACAUGGGCGCCUACUCUUUCUGUUAAGAGAGCUGUAGUUGAUUUUUCCUCUCCCAACAUUGCUAAAGAAAUGCAUGUUGGUCAUCUAAGAUCAACUAUUAUCGGUGACACGCUUGCUCGUAUGCUCGAGUACUCUAAGGUUGAAGUUUUACGCAGAAACCAUGUUGGUGACUGGGGAACACAGUUUGGCAUGUUGAUUGAGUUUCUCUUUGAGAAAUUUCCUGAUUCAGAUAGUGUGACUGAGACAGCAAUUGGAGAUCUUCAGAUGUUUUACAAGAAAUCAAAAUUGAGAUUUGAUUUGGAUCCGGAGUUUAAGGAAAAGGCACAACAGGCUGUGGUCCGUCUACAGGGUGGAGAUCCUGUUUACCGCAAGGCUUGGGCUAAGAUUUGUGAAAUCAGCCGAAAUGAGUUUGCCAAGGUGUACCAACGCCUUCAAGUCGAGCUUGAAGAAAAGGGAGAAAGCUUUUACAACCCUUAUAUCGCUAACGUAAUUGAGGAAUUGAGCAGCAAGGGGUUAGUUGAAGAAAAUGAAGGUGCUCGUGUGAUAUUCGUCGAAGGCUUUAACAUCCCACUCAUAGUUGUAAAGAGUAACGGUGGUUUUAACUAUGCCUCUACCGAUCUGACUGCUCUUUGGUAUCGGCUUAAUGAAGAGAAAGCUGAGUGGAUUAUAUAUUUGACCGACCUUGGCCAGCAGCAGCACUUUCAUAUGUUCUUCAAAGCUGCCAGAAAAGCAGGCUGGCUUCCAGACGAUGACAAAACUUACCCUAGAGUUAACCAUGUUGGUUUUGGCCUUGUCCUUGGAGCUGAUAACAAGCGAUUUAGAACUCGGGCAAACGAGGUAGUCCGACUAGUUGAUUUGCUAGAUGAGGCCAAGGAUCGCAGUAAAGCUGCCCUUAUUGAGCGAGGUAAAGACAAAGAAUGGACACCUGAGGAGCUGGACCAAAUAGCUGAGGCAGUUGGAUACGGUGCGCUGAAGUAUGCUGACCUGAAGACCAACAGAUUGACGGGUUAUACUUUCAGCUUUGAUCAAAUGCUUAAUGACAAGGGAGAUACAGCUGUUUACCUUCUUUACGCCCAUGCUCGGAUCUGCUCAAUCAUAAGAAAGUCUGGCAAAGACAUAGAUGAGCUAAAAAAGACAGGAAAGAUAGCAUUGGAUCAUGCAGCGGAACGGGCACUGGGGCUUCACCUGCUUCAAUUUGCUGAGACGGUUGAGGAAGCGUGCACCACAUUGUUACCGAACGUGCUGUGCAAGUACCUUUACUACUUAUCUGAGGAGUUCACCAAAUUCUACUCCAAUUGUCAGGUGAAUGGUUCCGCCGAGGAGACAAGCCGUCUCUUACUUUGCGAAGCAACGGCUAUAGUGAUGCGGAAAUGCUUCUACCUUCUUGGAAUCACCCCUGUUUACAAGCUUUGAUCCAUCAACAUCACAAUGAAACUACCCAAAAGGCAAUAGGAUUUUUUUCUGUUUCGACAAAAUUUUUACUUGAAUCUGUGGUUCAAUAUAUGGUAAUUCACUAA